Molecule: messenger RNA, 2505 nt
Organism: Acanthisitta chloris (rifleman)
Lineage: Eukaryota; Metazoa; Chordata; Aves; Passeriformes; Acanthisittidae
Gene: TANGO6
Product: transport and golgi organization 6 homolog (Drosophila)
Exons: 16
Biological process (GO): protein secretion
Source: RefSeq, a predicted model, not a curated record
GGUGUUCCAGAGGAGGAGCGAGCACGGUGCCGGGAAGCCCUGCAGGAUAUCCUGGACCGUGUGUACCAGCCUCUGGCAGUGCAGGAGCUCCUGGUCCUGCAGGGUCCCCCCAAGCAGGUACCCAGUGCUUGGCCGGCGCGUGCCCUGGGUUGGCUGCGGCGGCUCUGUGGCCACCUGCUUUCGGAGCGGCUGCUGAGGCCUGGAGGGGUGCAGGCUGUGGUUUGGGGCAUCCCAGGCUGUGGUGCUGGUGCUGAAGCAGCAGCUCUGGACUGGAGGAAAUGUGAUGCAGUUGCAAAGAUAUUGGCUUCCUGCCCACAGCAGUGCCUCUCCCUCGAGGACUACUACAGACAAGUGUGCCCCCAGAUUCUGGACUUGCUGCACAUCCAGGACAAAGUGGUAGCACGCCAGUUCCAGCGUGUGGCCACCACCACCCUGCUCAGCAUGGCCAGGGGGCACCCAGAGCUGGCAGAGAGGCACCUGCUGCAGACCCUGCUGUCACCACUCCUGCGCUGCUCUGAGGCAGCAGAGCUGGCAGUGGAAGAUUUGGCAGCAGGGACUGUGCUGGUGCCAGAGGCAGAGCUGGGUAACUGCGUGGAAGAUGUGCUCAAGGUGUAUGUGGUUGGGAAUGACAGCUCGAGCCUGCUGCUGGGAUCCUUACAGUCAGUUCUGGGAGUAGUUUUUUCCCUCUAUUCCUUCGCCAAGCAGAAUGUGUCAUACUUACGCUCCCCAUGCCAGGAGAUCCUGCUGUGGUUCCUGGAGAAGGCAGAGCGGGAGCAGUCACUAGCAGUGCUGGAAGGUCUCGCCAGGCUGAGCAGCAGUGUGCCCACCCUGCACCCACAGUGCCAGGUCCGUGUGGGCAGUGAGGGUGGUGCCACCAUUGUGGUGGAGGAGAAGAUCAGCGAUGAAGAUGAGGCUCUGUACCAUAAGAUCUCCUCCGAGCAGUGCCAUGUGGAGAGCUUGGUGGAACUCCUGUCCCACUGCCAGAAGAGUGGUCUGGCUGGAGACUUCUUCAUCCACUGCCUGAAGGAGCUGACUCAGGUGGCUGCAGAGGACGAGGCAGCUCCAAACCCAGCUGAGGAGCCUGGAAGGAGUUUGCUGGAGCUGGAGCAGCACCAGGCCAGGCAGGGGAGGAAGCUGCUGGUGCUGCAGCUGGUGGCCACACUGUGUGAGAGUGUCUCGGACACCGUGUUCACUGACAUCCUGCAGGUGGAGGAGUUUGUGGCAGCCACACUGCAGAGAGCCUGUGUCAGCCCAGCGUGGGGCCUGGGAGCAGCAGCCGAGGCACAGACGCUCGCCAUGGCCAUGGGGCUCGUGGCUGCCAUGCUUGGAGGGGCUGUCCAGCUCCAAUCCAGUGACUUCACGGUGCUGAAGCGGCUGGUGCCGCUGCUGGAGGAACUGUCCCACACCUACCCUGACCCCCUCACCCAGGAGUUGGCCUCGGACCUGCGCAUCGCCAUCUGCACUCACGGUGCCUGCUCCCCCGGCAUGGUGGGCGCUGCUGCUGACAGCCUGCUGAGGAGGAGGCCAGGGGUGAGAGCACAGAGUCCUGCUGGUACUCCUGGUGCAGCUUCCAGCCCAGGGGGCAGCCAGGCACCACAACAGCAUGGACACAGCAGCCCCUUGACUCCUGGGAAGAGGAGAGAGGAGCAGAGCACAUGCCAUGAGCCCAUGGGCACUAGUGCCACUCCAGUCCCAAGUGCUGACAGCCAGGCCCUGGCCGGACUCCAGGAGCUGCUGGUGUCAGCUUAUGACCCCCAGCCCCCGAGCCGGGCAGCUGCCCUGCGCCACCUCACUAGCCUGGUCAUCCAGAGGGAUCCACAGGCACUUCGGCUUCAGGAGAAGAUCCUGCAGGUGUUCCUGGAGAAUGUGCAGCACGAGGAUGCCUUUGUCUACCUCUCGGCCAUCCAAGGCAUUGCCCUGCUCUCCAGCGAGUACCCGGAGCGGAUCCUGCCCGUCCUGCUGACACGGUACGAGUGCCCAGCACAGGACACGGAGGACACCAUGGCUGCUGUCACCAGGAUGAAGCUGGGCGAGGUGCUGAUGCGUGUCACACGAGCACUGGGGGACAUGGUGUUCCAGCACCGGGAGCCGCUGAUCCGAGCUUUCCUGCGCGGCACGCAGGAUCCUGACAGCGCGCUGCGGGCCAGCAGUCUCUCCAACCUGGGCGAGCUCUGCCAGCACCUCGGCUUCCAGCUGGGAUCCAUCAUCCAGGAGGUCACCUGCUGUGUGACAGCCAUAGCCCGGACAGACCCCGAGGCUGAGGUACGAAGAGCUGCUGUGCACGUGGUGGUGCUGCUGCUGAGGGGACUGAGUGAGAAGGUCACCGAGGUGCUGCAGGAUGUGCUGCGGGACCUGUACCGCCUGCUGAAGCACGUGGCGGCAGCCGAGCGCGACGGUGCGACGGUGCUGCACGCACAACUGGCACUGGAGGAGCUGGACACCGUCAUGAGGAGGGUCCUGUUCCCCCCACAGACGCUGGAGAAGAAGAUUGUAGUGUUGCCAUAG